AUGCUACCGUUGUGGAAACAAAUGAUGUUGUUGAUGUGGAAAAGCACUCUGAUUAGAAAGAGACAGAAAAUCUGGUUGGCUGUUGAAUUAUUACUACCAGUUCUUCUAUUUGGUAUUCUUGCAUUAGUGAGGACGAGAAAUUUCACGGAGGCAUAUUCAACAUGUCAUUAUGAUGCUAAGGCUUUUCCAUCCGCUGGAUUAAUGCCUUUUCUUCAGAGUUACUUGUGCUCUUUUACAAAUCCUUGUUAUAAAACUCCAACAACAGGUGACGAUACCGCUAAAAUUAAUAGCGAAGCGCGCAAACAAUCGCUCAUUGUUACGAUUGCUAGAACAAUAGCAGAAAUUUAUGUUGCGAUAGGUUCGGAACCGAUCAAAUGGGCUAACUUAUCGGAUUCGAUCAUCUCGCUUAUUGAUAUAUUCGCUCAUUUCACGUCACAUGCCUUUCAAAAACCUAUUCCUCUGGUUGCAUUUUUCAAUUCCGCUGAUGACGCUGUCAAAUUUUUCAAAUCAACUUUAAAUACCAGCGAUGAAUUAUCUGUCAAUUUAAGUCUUGUCCAAAUUACACCAUUUUAUGUUUUGGAAAUCAUUAAAGAGAUUUCAAUCUUAACAGGCAAUAAAAGAUUCACUUCGAUGAAAAUCAAUUUGUUGUGUAAUUUGAUGCAUCGUACAAUAAAUUCAGUCCAUCUGGAGGAUAUAUUUAACUCAAAUUUGUUGUGCGAACAGCUUGAAAGUGAAAUAUUGCAAUAUCUUAUGCAACGUAAUGCCAACGAAACAAAUGCAAUGAUAAUAAAAGUUUUAUACAAUUGGCUUAAAUUUGCGUCAAUAAACAAUAUGGGUAUCAAAUACGAGGAACUGCUGAAAAUAUUCAACACAUUAUAUAGUUUUCGGAAUGAUCAAGUGAUCAAAAAGUUCACUUCAAUCCUAUCAAUGAUUGAUUUUAGUAAUCACACUUCAAUAAUAAAUGCGAUACAUUGUGGAAAUAACCCUUAUGAUCAAAGUUGGUAUGAGGGGAAAUCCAUUCCUGCCACAACAGCAACAGCUGCAUACAACGCUGACAAAGAUGAAAUAUAUAAUUUCUUGCGUCGUAUGACACCUCAACAUGCUGAAUGGCAUGAUAAGAAGAAGCAGUUUUGUGGUAUCAUUCCGAUUCAUUCAGAUAACUGUUCAUUCCUCGGAGAUGCGGCUUUGUCACAAUUAAUGCCGUUGAUCAAUGGUUACAUUUUAUUGGCUCCUGCUUCUCCUGUUAUUAAUGCAUUUGCUGAAAAGAUGUCGGAAUCAUUUCGAUGGACCAGUUUACUGCGCAGUUCAAUUAUUAAUUUCAAUCGCCUCGCACCACCUUUACAGGAUGCUUUAUUUGAAAGCAAACUUCGUCCAGCCUCUCAAAACAUUAUAAAACUUCUGAAGCUGCUAGGGAAGUCGGAUAUUUUAAAUAGUGAUUUGGUAGCAUCUCUCGCGUCAACAUUAUCGGAUAUGUUCAAUAUUUCAUCUCAUCCAUCAUCCUUGCUUAUGCGCUUUAGAUUCAUAACGCUUAAAUUGGAAGAGAUUUUUCAGUGCUUUUUAUUGGAUCGUUUUAUUGUUGUUUCCAAUGAGGAGGAAAUGAUCGAUCGUGCUUUGUGUUUAAUGGAUUACAAGCAAUACAUGGCUGGAAUUGUUUUCCUUCAUAUCAAUGAAACUUCUACAAACUUUCCACCCGUAAUGACUUACAAAAUUCGCUAUCCACCUAAUUAUAUUGAUUCAACAAAAGAAUUAAUGGAUUCUCGUGGUCGUCAGACAUCACGUGAUAAUUAUUUGAUUGAUUUAAAAUAUCACACAUUUGGAUUUAGUUUUCUUCAAGAAGCUGUUGAUAAAAUUUUCAUUGAAAAUGCUACUGGACAAAAUUAUUUGACGGGUUUGUUCGCGCAACAAGAACCAUAUCAAUGUGUUAAGAUUGAUAAAUUCUAUGUGCUGAAUUUUUUGGGAAUGUUUGUUAUUCUGUCGUGGAUGUUACCCUCAGCAUUACUUGUCAAAAAUAUUGUUUAUGAGAAAGAGGCUCGAUUGAAGGAAAUGAUGAGAAUUAUGGGUCUUGGUGAUUCGAUUCAUUGGAUUUCCUGGAGUUUCCAUUCUUUCAUAAUUAUUUUCAUUUCAAAUAUCUUCAUUUGUAUUUUGCUUAAGUACGGAAAACUUUUGCCAACAACAAAUUUCUUAGCUCUGAUAAUUUAUUUCACAUUCUUCUCAAUAGCUUGUAUUGCACAAUGUGUCUUCAUUUCAACAUUAUUUUCUCGAACAAAUAUAGCAUCAGCUAGUGCUGCUGGCUUAUUUUUUCUUUUGUUCUUUCCGUAUCAAAUAUCUUUCCGGACCCAAUCAUCAAUUUUUAUAACAAUUACAUUAAUUUUUCCUCAAACUGCAGUAGCAUAUGGUUUGGAAAUGAUCUAUCUAGCAGAUAACAAUUAUAUCACUGAUUGGUCAUCGCUUUUUUCCAUUCAUGUCACCGGAUUACCCAUUACUUUAUCGACAGUACUAACAGCACUUGCAUUGGAUACAUUUCUCUAUAUUUUUUUGGCUUGGUAUAUCAAUAUUGUUUUUCCGGGUGCUUAUGGUAUUCCACAACCAUUUUAUUUUUUCAUCACUACACGGUACUGGUUAGGUGAUGAUUAUGUAAUGCGAUCUGUAUCAUAUGCCGAUUCUAAACCUCUUAUCGAAGCAUCAGAUAAUUAUGAGCAGGAACCGAUUGAUUUGAAGCUUACGGUUGACAUUUGUAAUCUUGUCAAAAUCUAUGGGAGUGGAACCAAAGCGUUAGACGGGUUGAAUAUGCGAUUCUAUGAAUCACAGAUAACCGCUCUACUUGGACAUAAUGGCGCCGGAAAAACAACAGCUAUUUCAAUUUUAACUGGUUUAUCACAGCCAACAUCAGGUGCAGUAUUUGUUUAUGGUUUAAAUAUUCGAAAGCAUAUGAGUAUCAUACGUAGUCUCAUUGGUGUAUGUCCACAGUAUAACACACUCUUCGAUAAAUUGACUGUCACUGAACAAUUGAAAUUUUAUGGUACUUUAAAAGGCAUUCCAAGUGAUCAACUUAAUGAUGAAGUCUACAAUACCAUAGAGAAUCUUGGCCUAAGCGCUUCAAGAAAUAAACUUGCUGUCUAUCUUUCAGGUGGGAUGAAGCGUAAGUUAUGCAUUGGUAUUGCUUUAAUUGGUGGUUCAAAGUUGGUAAUUCUUGAUGAACCUACGGCAGGUGUGGAUGCACAUGCACGGCGUUCUAUUUGGGAUAUACUGAUUAGAAACAAAAAAGGACGUACAAUAAUCUUAUCAACGCAUCAUAUGGAUGAAGCAGACUUGUUAGCUGAUCGUAUUGCUAUUGUAUCAGAGGGGCAACUUCAGGUUGCAGGCUCACCAUUAUUUUUUAAAAGGAAAUUUGGAAAUGGCCUAUAUUUGAAUAUUUCAAAAACAUCGAGUAGUGCAGAAGUAUUUGGAAGUUCUGUGGAAAAUUUUUUGAUGAAACAGACUGAUGGAAAAUGUGUAGUUGUGGAACAGUAUGAAAAUGAAGAAUUGUACCGCUUGCCUAUCAAUUUAACUGCCUAUGAAUUAAAAGAGUUGUUUGAAAAAAUUGAAAAAGCGAAACAUGAAUUAGAUAUUUCAAAUUACAGUAUCACCUCUCCAACACUUCGACAGAUUUUUAUGCAAUUAGCGCCAGCUGAACAAGCAUCUCUGAAAAAGAGUUACGAUGGAAGUUGUUGUCCCAACCUUGCAAAGAAAUUUCGUGGCCUUCUAUGUUCUAUCGACAAAAACUUCCUGGAUAAUUCUAGAAAUUUAUUACUUCCAAUAUCUGUAACAGGUUAUGAGCAUCCAGCCGUGGAAUAUGUGCACAGUGAAAAUCUUUUACGAAAGCAACAUUUUAGAACCCUUAUCAAUAAACGUUUGAAUGAAUCCAGGCGGAGCAUUAUAGUUAUAAUCGUUCAGUUUUUGUUACCAAUCUUUUUGGUAUUUGGAGCCGAAAUGUACAGUAAACUUAGUAAACAUUAUUCAAGCUAUAAGCCAGAAACAACAUCUCCUUUGGAACUGAUUAGCGGAAUUUAUGGAAAUUGGACAUUAAGUUAUUUCAGCCUGGAAAAUCAAAAUAAAGCUACAAAAGGCAAAAAUUAUCUAAAAGCUAUGACAACAUUUCCCGGGACUGAUGUUCGAUGCGUUAAUCAUAGUCCUCUCAGUCCAGCUUUGGAUGGAACAAUCUAUCCUUGCUACAUCAAUGCCACUUUCUUGACAAAUCUCAGUUUGCCAUCAAAAUCAGCUCCUUUUAACGUCCCACAAAAAUGCGGUUGUGAUUCAUCGGGUUGGAACUGUACAACAGCAAAUGAUUUUAAUUAUGAAUUAACUAAUAUAAUACUUCCAACUGCUAAUAUAAUCUAUGACGUUACUUAUCACAAUAUUUCACAGUUUCGAUUACUCACUUCUGAUUUGGCUUUCAAAAAUCAGUUUUUCAUUGGCGGUUGGCAAUUUGCGCAGUUCAGCGUAGUUGCCUUAAAUGAUGCGGAAAAGUUAUGUGCGCAAAUUGGUUGGCAUGAUUCAUUGAAUUAUAUGAAAAAAGCAUUAAAAGUAUGGAACAUCGACUGGCAGCAUGCUGUAUCCAAUGUAAGCUUUCUUGAGGAUCCAUUCAAACCUCGGAAUAAGACUUUCGAGGAUUUUAUUGCUAUUUUAAUUGCAAAUUUUGACAGGGAAGAGAACACCAAGAUAUGGUUCAACAAUAAAUUAUGGCAUUCAUUGCCUAUUUCCAUCAAUGCUUAUCAUAAUGCAAUUUUACGCUCUCAUAGUUCAUUAGAUCCUGCAAAUAUUGGAAUUCUCACUUAUUCACAUCCAAUGAAUUAUAGUUUAUCGUCAUAUAUUGAUGGUAUUCCAUUGAUCAGGAUUAUGUAUUUCCGAAUAAUUUUAUUACUAUUAGCUGUUUCACUUGCUACUGCAUGCUUUUGCUUGCCACUUGUUGAAGAACGUGUAUCCCUUAGCAAACAUUUACAAAUGAUCUCGGGCCUUACGCCUUUUAUCUAUUGGCUUGCCAAUUCUUUCUUUGAUACUAUAGCAUAUUUAAUAGUUGCUGCUAUUAUUGUUAUUUCAUAUAACAUUAUGGAGGUGGAUCAUUUUAUUAUCAGUCCUUUUUAUUCCGCUUCACUUUUUUUCCUACUAUUUUGUUCUGGAUUGUCACUAAUUUCUCUUACCUAUUUGUGUCAGACACGAUUCAGUCUACCAUCACUGGCAUACAUUGUUAUUGGUGUUGGAUUCUUUUUCAUCGGAGCAAACUGCACUACUAUAGUGAUCUUCUUGGAGUAUCAACUGUUGAAGGAUGAAGCAUUAAUAAUGGCCUAUAAAAUUUGUAGUAUAUUAUUUAUGAUACUUCCUCAUUAUAACCUUGGAAUGGCUGCUUACCGAUUGAGUUUCCUUGGUGUCUUGCGAAUGCGAAGUGAACUGUAUCUUAAAGAUAUAAAUCGAGAAGAUCAAAUUAAACAUUUACCAUUACCCAAUCCGCUUGAAUGGCAUUUAAUGGGAAAGCAUUUGUUGGCACUUAUUAUAGAAAUUUGUUUCUAUGUUCUGGUUUUACUCUUAACUGAAUAUCGCCAUCCUCUGAGCUCAUGGAUAAGGCAUCGAGAAUUUGUGCGAACAAUGCAAUUGGUUGCUAGCACAGAAGAGUUUGAACUUGAUGAAGAUGUUGAAGUAGAACGUGUACGGGUGAAUGCGUUAAGUUCAGAACCAAAUGACGAUCACAGACUGAUUGUUAAUGGUAUAUCGAAGUCCUAUGAUGGAAAAACAUUAGCAGUUCAUAAUGUUUCAUUCGCAGUCGAAAGUGGUGAAUGUUUCGGAUUAUUAGGUGUGAAUGGAGCCGGUAAAACUGCUAUGUUCCGCAUAUUGACUGGACAAGUAUCAAGUGGUGCUGGAGAUGUACUUAUUAACAGUAAAAGUAUUCAAUGUAAGAAUUCAAGUAGUUUGGGGAGUUAUGGCUAUUGUCCACAAUUUGAUGCGUUAAAUUCAAAAUUAACAGCAAGAGAACAUCUUCGUUAUUAUUCGCUUCUUCGUGGUAUUAAAAAGGAUAAUGUGGAUAUGGUGGUGAAUUGGGCACUGAAUGAGUUGCAACUGAAUCCCUAUGCGGAUGAGAUUGCUUCAAAUUAUUCGGGUGGUAAUAAGCGCAAAUUAUCGGUUGCUAUUGCUCUGAUUGCCGAUCCGCCAUUAUUAUUGCUUGAUGAGCCGAGCGCCGGAAUGGAUCCGUUAGCACAGCGUUUCAUGUGGAAUGUUUUAUUAGCGCUACGAAAGAAUAAGCGUGCAAUGGUGAUAACAUCACACAGCAUGGAGGAAUGUGAAAUACUUUGCAAUCGAGUGGCAAUAAUGAAUCAUGGACAGUUUCGUUGUGUUGGAUCUGUUCAACAUCUGAAACAUAGAUUUGAUAAAGGAUAUACAUUAACAAUUAGAUUAUCAACGAAUAAAAGUAUCAGUGAAAUUCAAAGUUCCAUGGAGAUCCUUCUACCUGCUGCACGAUUGGAAGCUGUACAUUUCCUUACUAUGUUUUAUCAGAUUCCGAAUGUAUCUUGUACAAUUGCAGAUGUAUAUGAUGUGAUAUGCAAGAUGCAGGAAACCAUACAAAUUGAUGAUUAUUCACUGUCACAAGCAACAUUGGAUGACAUGUUUGUUUCAUUUGCCAGCGCUUCGUCCGAUAAAACUGGCGGUGAUUGA
Molecule: messenger RNA, 6681 nt
Organism: Cercopithifilaria johnstoni
Lineage: Eukaryota; Metazoa; Nematoda; Chromadorea; Rhabditida; Onchocercidae
Source: the annotation of a GenBank genome assembly